UUUGACUCGAGGUGUUUGACGCAAGUUUUGGACGCCGCGCGUGUUUCUGACGGCUUCAUCGAGUAGGGGAUCGACUGCAGGAUCGACUCAACCCAACUCUGCUUGCCCGUCGAAUAUCCGAAACGUACCUACUAUGUUCCGAAGACCAGUAGACGUGUUUCUAUGUAUGUGUGUCUCAUGUUGCCAACGAGAGAGUCAAGUUUGGAGUACACCAGUUCUGUAGUCGAUCCACUGCGCGAAUUCAGAGACGGCAGAGAUUCCGAUGGCGCGCGCUGGCAAGACCUACAUGAUCACGGGCGGCGCGUCGGGCCUCGGCCUCGCUGCCUCGAAGCUGCUCCACAGCCAGGGCGCCAACGUCGGCAUCCUGGAUAAGAGCGAGGAGGGCGCUGAGAUCGCGAAGGGGCUUGGAGACCGCGCGCUUUUCUGCCAGACCGACGUCACGGAGGAGGCUUCUGUCAGCGGUGCCGUCGAGAAGAUCGUUGCACAGUUCGGGGGCCUGCACGGCGUGAUCAAUUGCGCGGGCCUGGGGAUGGCACUGACCACUCUCGACAAACAGUUGAAGCCUCACAAGGCCCAGGUCUUUGACUUCAUCAUGAAACUCAACACGUACGGCACAUUCUACGGCUCUGCACACGGGGCCAGCGCCAUGGCGAAGACCGCGGCGGCCGAGGACGGAAGCCGUGGCGUCAUCAUCAACGUGGCGAGCGUGGCGGGGAUCGAGGGGCAGAAGGGCCAGCUUGUGUACUCCGCAUCCAAGGGAGCGGUGAUUGGGAUGACCCUCCCCAUGGCGCGCGACCUCGCCCGAUACGGUAUCCGUGUCAUGACCAUUGCGCCCGGAAUCAUUGACACUCCGCUGAUGCAGAUGGCUGCCCAGAAAGUGAAGGACGGCCUGCUUGCUCAGGUUGCAGCGCCGAAGCGGUUCGGUUUGGCAGAAGAGUUCGCCCACUUGUGCACCUCGAUCAUCGACAACGGGUAUUUGAAUGGCGAGGUCAUCCGCAUGGACGGCGGUAUCCGCUUUGCAAACUUGUGAGUCGUUUCGUUCCGGACGUUUCACCAGUAUGUUUGAAACCAUCUUCGCCCCCCCAUGUGUUUGCUGUUACGGCCGAGCAUGAAGAAGCCGAGCCCUGGCCUCCGCUCUGAGGUCCGCUCGCUUACGGGCCUUGCUCACUGACGCCCUGCCUGAGGCAGGCUUGCCCUGCUUGCGGCACGUGUGCCCCACUCGCGGCGGCUGAUCGCCGCGCGAUGGGCAGGAGAGGGCCUCUCAGUGGGGGAGAACGGCUCCUGCCCAGCCCUCCGAUCUCCAGAUGCCUUCCAGUGCAAGGUUUGGGGACUUCUUGACCCCUUCCAGGGGACCGGCAUUCCAUCCUGUGUGGCCCUCGGAAAGGUCUUUUGUCCUCUCGCGUGUCCUGUCCAAUCGAGUCCGACUGUAGGGCACGUGGACUAUCAGCGAGGGCCCCCGUCUCCAACCAGAAAGCGGCGCGCUCCGACGCCCGAGCGGGCGGCACUUGCGCCAUGCCAUGCGUCAGGGGCCAUCGCGCACUGCACCUGGGCGGUCGGCGGCGGCGGCAGCCGCGCGUCUCCUGUCGGGGCCCCCCGAGGGGUCUGUUGUCCUCUCGCGUGUCCUGUCCAAUGAAGUCCUCUCCGACAGCACUGCAGCCUGGGGAGCUUCCUCGACGGCCCGAGAAGCCCGCACACGGCCCCCCCCCGAGGCCGAGAAGGCGACGAGAGAGACGCCUCCGGCGCGUACCGCGCUCUCUGCAGGGCGGCGUCGGCGGCGCCUCGGCGGAGGGCCGGGCCUCGGCCUCGGCGACUCCUCGGCACUCCUUUCGGCGGGGCCGCUCCGCGGGGGCGCCCCCCGCAGAGGCCGAGAAGGCGGCGAGGAAAACGCCUCCGCCGCGCGCCGACGCCGCCUCUGCGGCGGCGGCCUCGGCGGCGCCUCGGCGGAGGGCCGGGCCUCGGCCUCGGGCGACUCCUCGGCACUCCUUUCGGCGGGGCCGGUCUGCGGGAGCGCCCUCCGCGGAGCCCCUCACAGUCGACCCGCAGAGGAAGCAUGGGCCUCCCUCCCAAGGGUACCCUUGCAUCCUUGCUUUUCUGGGUCCCUCCCUGG
Molecule: messenger RNA, 2107 nt
Organism: Prorocentrum cordatum
Lineage: Eukaryota; Dinophyceae; Prorocentrales; Prorocentraceae
Source: the annotation of a GenBank genome assembly